UCAUUCCCUGCCUGUGUGUUUGCUGUUGCAGCCCGUCGAUGGGAUUCCCCGGCUCCAUGAGUCAUGCCAAGGGCCCGGGCUCCUCGUUCGGCCGGGGCCCGCCCCUCAGCCACCCCCCUGGGCCCUGCCACCCUGCCUUCAGGCACCCGGCCACUCCUCGCCUGCUGCCACACAACAAGAACUGCCACCAGAUGAAGACGGAGCCCCUGGGCAGCGUGAAGGGAAUGGAGGACGGGUCUGAGUGUGACGUUCCCAGCCCCUCCUCUGCAGGCACACAGGACCCUCUGAUGGGACUCCUGGACGGGAGGGAUGACCUGGAGAAGGAGGACGGGAAGCAGGAGCCUGAAGUCAUUUACGAGACCAACUGUCACUGGGAGGGCUGCACCAAGGAGUUCGACACGCAGGAGCAGCUGGUGCAUCACAUCAACAACGAGCACAUCCAUGGGGAGAAGAAGGAGUUUGUGUGUCACUGGCAGGACUGCUCGCGGGAGCAGAGGCCCUUCAAGGCUCAGUACAUGCUGGUGGUGCACAUGAGGAGACACACCGGAGAGAAGCCGCACAAGUGUACUUUCGAGGGCUGUAACAAGGCGUACUCCCGGCUUGAGAACUUGAAGACCCACCUGCGAUCACACACAGGGGAGAAACCGUACGUAUGCGAGCACGAGGCCUGCAACAAGGCAUUCUCCAACGCCUCGGACCGAGCCAAGCACCAGAACCGCACCCACUCCAACGAGAAACCGUACGUGUGCAAAAUCCUUGGUUGCACCAAGCGCUACACUGACCCCAGCUCACUGAGGAAGCACGUCAAGACCGUGCACGGGCCUGAGGCUCACAUCACCAAGAAACACCGCGGAGACACGGGCCCCCGGCCCCUGGGAGCAGGGCUGCCCCCCUCUGGACAGGGCCAGGAACUGCACUUAGACAAGGAGGAGGGCAAGAGAGAGGACUGCAAACUGAUGGUGCCAGACAAUACACUAAAAUCUCAGCCCAGCCCUGGUGGCCAGUCCUCGUGCAGUAGCGAGCGUUCGCCACUGGGGAGCGCCAACAACAACGACAGUGGGGUGGAGAUGAACGCGAGGGGCAGCCUGGAAGACCUCUCCACCCUGGAGGACGCUCCCUGCGUGGAGUCAGCAGGUACAGCAGGCAUGUCCGCCCAGGCUCUUAAGCGGCUUGAGAACCUCAAGAUUGACAAGCUGAAGCAGAGCCGCAGGCCCACCCCACCCACUCGAACCGUCAAGCUGCCCGCCAUCCCAGGUAACCAGGGAGAGAUGCUGUCCAUGUGCGUCCCGUCUCCAAUGCUGUCUAAUCGGCGGGUGAGGGAGCUGUCCAACAAUGACCUUGUGUCCAUGAACCAACUGAACGAUCGACGGAACAGCAGCACGAGCAGUGUCAGCUCCGCCUACACGGUCAGCCGGCGGUCAUCUGUCGUCUCUCCCUACCUCUCCAGCCGCCGGUCCAGCGACGUGUCCCAGGUCAGCGGACACCCCCAAAACACAGGCGACCCCCUCUCUCCUGAGAGUAGUCGCAGGACGGGAGAGGCCAGGCAGUGUGGGGGAGGCCUGCCCGGUUUGGCUAACCUUACCCCAGCACAGCAGUACAGCUUGAAGGCUAAAUACGCGGCUGCCACUGGAGGUCCUCCCCCCACCCCCUUACCCAACGUGGAUCAGCCCGGGGCUGGCGCAAGGAUGGGUUUCAUGAACGACUACCAUGGUCAACCCAUGCCUCCGUUCCAGCACCACGGAAUCCAACGCAGGAACAGCGCCAACGAGUACAGCAGCUACGGGACGGGCAUCAUCCACCCUCACCAAGCGCCUGGGAACACCAUCCGGAGAGCCAGUGACCCGGUGAAGUCAGGGGUCGACCAGCAAGCAGUGGCCAAGGUCCAGCGUUUCAACAGCUUGACAAACAUGAGCAUGCCCCUUAUGGGAAGAAGAAACGCCACCACCUCCACACUGCAGCAUUUCGGAGGAUCGGAAGCCAACAUUGCUAGGCAUAUCUACUCCCCUCGACCCCCUAGCAUCACGGAGAAUGUCAUGCUGGAGGCUAUGGCCAGUAUGGAAAACCCCACUGCCACCCAGCCUAGGGAUCCCAACUUGAUGUUGCCCACCGAUGGUAUGGGCCAGUAUAUGGGUUACCACCAAGGAUCGAACUUGUCUCCUAAUCACGAGCCUUUGAAUUGCAGCGAGCAAGGCUACCAGGCAGCAGGGAUGCAUAAUCAGAGUUUGUAUCACAGCCAGCGUAUGGAUAUGGGCAACCAACAACAAGUUGGGCAAGUUGAGGCCAUGCACCAAGGAGGGAUGGCGAGCAACAUGAUUCAACAACCAGAGUAUGGCAUGAACCAAUGUCAGCUGAGCCCUCCCGGUCAACACUUCCCUAACAUCUUGCAGAUGAGUGCCAGCGAGAGCCUAGCAGGCCAGUGGGGAGAGCCUAGCCCAGGCAGCAUGGACCACUCACAUCAGAACCACCCACAUGAAAUGCCAAACAUGAUGCCAGGCAGGCAGUGUUCAGGUUCUGCCGUGCAACACCCGGGCCACCCAAGAUCAAGCAUGCCCAACAACAGCCACACCCAGCAGACCAUGUUCACCAACCAGAAAAUCAUGCACCAGCAGACCAUCAAGCCAGAGCAGCAGUUCCACCAGUCCUUGUCGACCUUGAACCCCUGUCAGAAUAUGAAGCAGCAGCAGCAGCAGCCCAUGGCACCUCGGCAGACUUUCGACCGGUCUUCUCAGAUGGUACGUCCAAGCGGUAUGAGCUGCGAGUUCCAAGGCCAGCUAGACACCCAGCAGGCUUCCUUCACCGUGGGCAUGACAACUGGCAUGCUUGGGUCUCCUGUGCAGGACGGGAGAAGGUCUCAGACCCCCAUGAUGCAGGUGAAGGAGAUGAUGGUUCGGAACUACGUGCAGUCCCAGCAAGCCCUGAUGUGGGAACAGCAGCAGAAAAACGAAAUGCCUCCGCCGGCAGCAGACAGCAUGGACAUUGGCAGCCAAGGCCAGAUCAUGCAGCACAGCCCCCAUUCCCAGCCUUUCAUGAGUCCCAGUUAUAUCAACUACCAGCAGCCAUCACAGCAGCAGGCUAACCCGAUGAGCCCAGUGUCUCACAGUGGAUCAGUGCAGUCGAAAGACAUGCUGAGCCCCAACAGCCAGUGCUACAGCCAUGACAUGGUUCCCAGGCCGCCACAAGGAAGGAAACCCAUAAGCCGACAGAACAGCAUGACCCACCAGCAAGGGUAUCUAGGCAGCCCCCCUCAAUUGAGCCCUGGCCAUGAGUCUUCCACCAGCCCUAGGAGAACUGUCCAGCUUCCUCAAGCGCAACCCCAUCAGGAACUGACCGCCAGCAACAACAGCACAAUAUACUAUUCCGGGCAGAUACAAAUGCAUCACCCGGAUAUAAGCAAGCAGCUCGUCAGGCAAAACUCCCAGCAGGGGAGCUGCGUGAACCAGCAAAUCAACCAAAUGAAGCCAGGAUCCUUGGCUUAUCCCGAGAUGGGGCAGAUGUCCAGCGCCCUUGAUAACUUGGAUCUGGAGAAUGCCCAGAUAGACUUUGCAGCCAUUCUAGAUGACGCAGACCACUCUGCCCUGAUGCCCUGUAGUCCCAAUGGCAUCCACAGCUCGUCCCACACGUCCUCCCGUCUCACCACGCCAAGGAACUCUGUCACUGCCCAGUCAGGGCUGUCCAACAUGGACAUGGCAUCCAUCAUGACUUCUCUAACUGGGGAAAACAAGUUUCUAAACACCAUGUCUUAGAAACGGGACAGCUUAUAACCCCUGUGACCUCAAACCAGAACUGCUUCAAAACGCAAAUAAAAAGUACUUUCCCUUGGGUCAGCAGCGUGAGAGCUGCAUGAAAGCUAGGAGAAGACAGAAGCUUGUUGAGCAGCCAAUGGGGACUUCAAUAUAAUAAGCAUAAUGAAGACUGUGUUGAAUAAAACAACUAAGCUUGUUUUCCCUUACAUAUGUUCUGUAACGGGUGUAUUAGCUGACAGAAGCAUUCAUCAAAUCCAAUUCCCUGGCAUUGCCAGUAUACUGGAGAGCUGGCUUACUCCUUACCACAAACCCGUAGCAAAGUGUGCACGCAUUUCAUGUAAAUAAAAUAUAUAAAUAUAUACAGUGUAUAUAUAUCUGGUGGACAAAUAUGGAGUUGCCAGUGCAGACAGUGGUAAGCGCAACCACGUAAGCCUGUAAGGUAGAACUAAGAAGGGUUUGGAAAGACGAACAAGAUGAUGAUCCGUUUGCCAUUCAGAAUGUAAUGAGGUUUAUGAAUAAGUGCCUCGUCCCGCUGAAUAUAAAUAGCCACGCACUUUUCCACAUUCUCAGAUCAUGCUAACCCUUCGCACACUUUGACAGCACAUAACCAAGAUUCACCAUUGCAGACUAUGGAACACGAAGACAAUAAAGUCUUUGCUUCAGCUAAAAGACUUUUAAGGAUCCACCCGUUCUGGAUCUCAUUUUAGAUCAUUUUGACCGACGCACCUUGGUCAAUUCAGUACAUAACAGGCAAUCCAAUAGAGCUCUAUAUAUAUGAGACGGCAAAUGCAGCACACGGACUUGAAAGGGACCAUUUACAGGAGAGGUGUUGCAUCACAGGCGGGUGUCUGAUCCAACUCCAAGUGCCUUUGCAUUCCACAAGGGCAUGCUGCAGGAUUUGUGCUACCUCAUUCACUACCUUUAACUACUAGGCAGGUACUUGAGCAAAAAAGUGCAGUCGUGGUGGGGGUAAAAAAGGGAGGACUGACAAGCAAACCUAUAUUGGCACGAUACAAGAAUUAAGCAUCAGCAUUAAAACAAAAAUACGGAAUAUUUCCGCAGCAACCCAUCUACAAACAAUUCUAACCGUAUCAAAUAAAGAUUGGACCAGAAUCUGUAGGUAAAAGGAACAUUUGUGUCAACAGAUACUGUUACAAGAGCAUUUCAGAUUGUGGGUCUCUGGUUUUGUACGUUUCAUUGUGUGCGUGUGUGUGUGAAACGUUUGAUGUCAGUACAUUGCAAGCCACGGCGACUGUGCUUCAGUGCGUUCCUACCUGCGUU
Molecule: messenger RNA, 5024 nt
Organism: Polyodon spathula (Mississippi paddlefish)
Lineage: Eukaryota; Metazoa; Chordata; Actinopteri; Acipenseriformes; Polyodontidae
Gene: gli1
Product: GLI family zinc finger 1
Exons: 8
Coding region: 39-3743 (1234 amino acids)
Biological process (GO): smoothened signaling pathway; regulation of transcription by RNA polymerase II
Cellular component (GO): nucleus
Molecular function (GO): RNA polymerase II cis-regulatory region sequence-specific DNA binding; DNA-binding transcription factor activity, RNA polymerase II-specific
Source: RefSeq, a predicted model, not a curated record